CACACCGGAAACUUGCGGCCAGGCUUCCGGUGGAGGAAAACAAAGGGGCUAGCAACGUUAGCUUCCUACAGCUCGGUUAGCUUCCUGCUAGCAGCCGUGUCCCAGAGUGUUUCCAGGUGUGUUCCGGUUCUGUUCAGCAACAAUGUGUUCCGUUGAGCCUCUGAGAGAGUUUAUCAGAGAGAGACUAACUGCUGCUGCUGAAGAAAUCUUCACCCAGCUGGAGAAAACCAUCGUCCGGUACGAGGAGGAGAUCGACCGGCAGCGGAGACUGCUGGACCUCACCUGGAGACCCCGAGUCAGCUUACAGCGAGCAGACGUCCCACAGCAUUACAUCUGCAAGGAGGAGGAGAUUCAGACGGACCAGCAGGCCUGCAGCCUGGCGGCGGACGUGCAUUUGGAUCAGGAGGAAAUAGAAUCUGUGCAGAUUAAAGAGGAACACGAUGAGCUUCGUGUCAGUCAGAAGGCAGAACUGGUUCUGAAAGAAGAGAUGGAUACCUUCAAGGUGAGCCCUGUUCCUGAGCAGGACCGCCCCAGAGAGCCAGAACCAAACAGCGACCUCAAACCGGCGGCUUUUUUGGGUCCUCUUUCUGAUGACGAUGACCUGAGAGAACCAGAACCAAACACGGACCAGAACUCUGCUGAUUCUGAGGACCAGAAUCAGGAAGAAAGCAACGAAGGCAACUCUGGAUCCAGCACAGAAGAGUCUGAGCAAGACAAGGGAAGUCGCAAAGCAAAACUAAAAAGGCACCGAAAAAGUGACACCAAUUACAAUCUGUCAUCUUGCAAAAUUUGUGGAAAAACUUUCACUCAGAAGUAUCUGAUUGCACACAUGAGAAUUCACACAGGUGAGAAACCUUUUAAAUGUUCCACCUGUGCCAAAAAGUUCAUUCUCAAAAGUCAUCUAAAAAACCACAUGAAGAUUCAUAGUGGUGAGAAGCCUUUCUCCUGCCAGACCUGUGGGAAAAGUUUCAUUCAGAGGAUGAAUUUAACUCUUCACAUGAGAACGCACACCGGCGAGAAGCCCUUUCCUUGUGAAAUUUGUAACAAGACCUUUGCUAGCAGGAGUCAGUUAACUACUCAUGUGAGAACUCACACGGGAGAGAAGCCUUAUGCUUGUAAAACCUGUGGGAAAAGUUUUAGUACCAGAGGUACUUUGAUUAGUCAUAUGAGAAGUCACACAGGGGAGAAGCCUUUCUCAUGUCAGAUCUGUGGACAGAGUUUCACUCAGAAGCCAGGUCUCAAAGUUCACUCACGAAAACACACAGGAGAGAAACCGUUCAUGUGUCAAACCUGUGGAAAGAGUUUCAAUCAGAAAAGUGCCUUGCUCACACACAUAAGAACACACACUGGUGAAAAGCCCUUUUCCUGUUUGACCUGUGGACUAUGUUUCAUCAUGAAGAGCAGUUUGACUCAGCAUAUAAGAACCCACACCGGGGAGAAGCCUUACUCUUGUCAGAUCUGUGGGAAACGUUGCAGUUUAAAGGGUAAUCUGAAAUUCCACAUGAGGAUUCACACAGGGGAGAAACCAUAUUCAUGUCUUACAUGUGGAAAAAGCUUUGCAGUAAAAUGUCAAUUAACUCGUCACAUGAGAACUCACACAGGGGAGAAACCCUUUUCCUGUCAGACCUGUGGAAAGGGUUUUACCAAGAACAUUUAUUUAAUUGCCCACAUAAAAACUCACACAGGCGAGGCGGUUUAACUGAGAGGUCAGAGGGCCCGACAUGUGGUGCCUGUGCAUGGCAGCCUCACUUCUGUCGGACUGCUCCAGGGCAGCUGUGGCUACGAUGUAGCUCACAAUCAUCAGUGUGGAAUGCAUGGGUGUCACAAUAAUUGCUGUAUGAUGUCUCGCAAGAAAAUUAAUUCCACUUGUUUCAUAGGAAACGUGCAGCUAAAGCUCAAAUUUGGGUUUUCCUGGUUACCUGCAGCAGCUCACUGCAGAAUCAGCAAAGUGAAUAACGACUGCAGGCUGCUGAAAACUGGACCAAGUCAUGUCCGAACGCUUGACUUCUCGCAACGUCUAAGGCUUCGUUCACACAGUCAGUCUUGAUGUUCAGUUCAGAUUUUAAAUUGAAAUUUUUUUCUUUUUAAUUAAAUUUUUGAUAAAA
Gambusia affinis (western mosquitofish) is the source of this 2105-nucleotide messenger RNA. RefSeq names its product gastrula zinc finger protein XlCGF57.1-like. The coding region runs from base 143 to 1699 and encodes 518 amino acids. NCBI's taxonomy places the organism in Eukaryota, Metazoa, Chordata, Actinopteri, Cyprinodontiformes, Poeciliidae. Gene Ontology annotation, cellular component: nucleus. Gene Ontology annotation, biological process: central nervous system development; regulation of transcription by RNA polymerase II. The record is from RefSeq and is a predicted model, not a curated record. The transcript is spliced from 2 exons. Gene Ontology annotation, molecular function: RNA polymerase II cis-regulatory region sequence-specific DNA binding; DNA-binding transcription factor activity, RNA polymerase II-specific.